Messenger RNA from Diabrotica virgifera virgifera (western corn rootworm), 2533 nucleotides. Its product is annotated as integral membrane protein 2C. Bases 167 to 1111 code for a protein of 314 amino acids. Gene Ontology annotation, cellular component: plasma membrane; extracellular exosome; Golgi apparatus. The transcript has 6 exons. The record is from RefSeq and is a predicted model, not a curated record. Lineage: Eukaryota; Metazoa; Arthropoda; Insecta; Coleoptera; Chrysomelidae. Gene Ontology annotation, molecular function: amyloid-beta binding. Gene Ontology annotation, biological process: negative regulation of amyloid precursor protein biosynthetic process.
CUUCCACUCCCCAUGUCAAUGGGAACUGAUCAUGCGCAACGAAUCGAAAUUUACAGUAUUUUGACGUUUGUUUUGGUCAAGUCAAGUCAAAGUCGCAGGCAGGUUCAUUAUAGUUGCGAACUAGUGUAUUGAUUACCCCAAAUUUGUGCCAGAAACAUUUUUCAAAAUGACGAUUUUGACUAAACCUUUCUCCGAAAAGAAAGGGGAGAAGGACGUAGCUCCUUUGGUGUUCAACGAACAAACCGCCCCAGCCAAUGCUCCAGAAGAUGUCGAAUCACAACAACGUAGAAUGCCCCGCAUUCUUAUUUUUCCAGCCGGUGCACGACCCCACAGGGUUACGACAGUUACUACCCUCUGUCUCCUUCUGACCGCUCUUACAGUCGUAGGAAUAGGUAUCGUAGGAGGCAAAAUUCUGUACGACCAGUACAUCAGAGUAGCACAUAAACGGUUUGAAGGAUGGGCUCAGAUUCCAAUAAAAAAUGAAUUGAAAAGUGCAUAUGACGGGACAGAAGUAGAUGAUACUGAUGCGUUUUUAGAUAAAAUAUUACCAACAGAAAAUUACAAUGAAAUGUGGAACGAUGACGAUACUGACUUCAAGCAUAUUUUCAAAGAUUAUUUCCAAGAAAACUUCGAGAUUAGCAACGACGAAAAAUACGAAAAAAUCGACGUGCCUGAUUUCAGAGAUGGCCGCAGCGGCCGUUUCAUCCACGAUUUUAAUACCAACACAACUGGCAUCAUCGACAUAACUGGACGUAGAUGCUUCGUCAUGCCAUUGAACCGAGACAAUGUUCUACCACCAAAGUCGUUGUUUGAUUUGAUUCACAAGAUGUGGGAAGGUUAUUAUAAAGUAAAUACCGAUCUUGUUAGAAAAAAUAUGAGAGUUAUCAUCCCACCAAUUACAGAUACCAAGACCAUUGGUGGAUAUAUUGCAAGUGAAUGUGAUGGAUUGCCUAUUUAUAAAUUAGAAAAAUACGUCGGUGGAGUUGUAAAGAGGUCUGCCGAUAAGCAGUCUGAACGAUUCGCCCAGUUUGCUGGCCAAGGAGUCACCCAGAUAGAAAUUACCAACAUGGAUGAGGUGUAUGCCUACGAAAAAAGUUUGAUUAGCCAUUAAAUUGUUUAAUUAUCGUAUUAACAUAAAAUUAUUAUAUAAAAAAUUGAAUAGUUGAGAGGCAUCACCAAAAUUUCUCUUGCUUUUCUCGUAUUUUAUUGUUUAGUUCUAUCGUAAAAUACUUGAUACGAUGGUUGUCUUUUUAGUUUUGCAUAUAGCCAUAAAGACAAAAAAAUAUAGACCUGAAUUUAUUGUCUUUUGGGCAGUGUGAUCACUUGCAUUGCCUUGAGGUAGGAUGAUUCGCCGUUUUGUGUUGCUUUGUCGGAGUUUCGCGAUAACUUCUGGUAAACAAGAGGUUAUAUACCUAUCAGAAGUAACCGUUCUUCGAUCUUCUAAAGCAAUUGUUGCCACAUGACCAGAUUUUGACACAAAAGUUGCGACCAUUUUCUUUGACACUCUUCGAGAACGGAUCACUUUUGUUGGUUUUUCCUCAUCGUGAAACAUUCACACAGCGAAUUUGCGUUGAUUUUACGGUUCGUAGGAGUAAAUCAAAGAUUCAUCGCUACUAACAAUACUAUAAACGUUUUUUGAGCUUCCUUUGUUGAACCGUUCCAAUGUUUUUCGACACCAAUCGACGCGAACAGCUUUUUGCUUUUUGAAAUUAGCAGUACCAGCGGGAAACAGUUGACUGGUGUGAUGCUUCAUUCCCAAACAAAGAAACCAUUUCAUCGAGACAUUGUUGUUGGGAUAGUCCUCUCGAAAAAUUGUAAGAACUUAUUGCUCGAAAAUAUUCUCGGCUAAGAUCCAUUUUUCGACCUUGCGCUAAUUUCAAAAAUUCACUGUAUCUAUACAACUGGUUGUAACGCAAUGAAACUCUGGAUUUAUGUCAACAAAAGAUUGAGGUUACAUUUGUGUCGGAAGGUUUUAUUUGUGGCGCCCUCUAUGUGGCGCUAUAUGCAAAACUAAAAAGACAAACGUCAUAUUAGUUGUGUACAAAUGAUGUAUUACAAAAGCCCUAUGCCUUACCUCGGUGCUUAUAACGGACGGUAUAUGGUUUAAAGGAACUUUUGCAUACAUCAUCUUAUUUUAAUAGACGAAAAAUUGGUCUAAAAACAAUUUUUGAUCAAGACAGUCAAUUUCGCAUAAUCAAUCAGUCUAAAAUUAUUGUUUCAAUUCAAAAAGAAAAUAGUUAUUAGUUAUACGUUUAUUUAUGACUUGUAUGUGAGAUAUUCGGUUAGAAUCAUACAAGAGGUUUUUAGAAAUGUCAAAAAUUGUUUUAGGAACCCCAGUAAAGUAGAUAAAAUUAUUAAUUAUUACUAAUAGUGGAAAUACCAGUUUCGUGAAAUAAAGAUAUUAUAAAAUGCAUGUAAAGUUUAUGUAAAUUUUAUAAAUAAAAUAGUAUUGACACUAUUAUAUCAUUUGUGCAAUAUAUUUCGUCAUGUGUUGUAUUUAAAAGUUCCUAUGGAAUAAAUCCCCAAAAACCUA